This is a messenger RNA of Urocitellus parryii (Arctic ground squirrel), 1065 nucleotides long. The record is from RefSeq and is a predicted model, not a curated record. Lineage: Eukaryota; Metazoa; Chordata; Mammalia; Rodentia; Sciuridae.
GAUCUCUCUCGCUACUGUGUGGCAACAGCUCUGUUGGGGCUAAUGCCCUCAGGCUGGAUAACAGCCUGCUUCAGCAUCAGAGUCUUCACAGUUUGAAUCAAAACGUUGAAUAUAAUGGAUGUGGGAAAGGCUUCCACCAGGAAACCGGCUUCCUUCAACAGAAAAGAACACACACUGGAGAUAAAAGCUUUGAAUGUCAUGAAUGUGGGAAGGCAUACUGCAGGAAAUCAAACCUGGUUGAACAUCUGCGAAUACACACAGGGGAAAAACCUUAUGAAUGUGGCGACUGUGCCAAAACCUUCAGUGCCAGAUCAUACCUCAUUGCCCAUCAGAAAACUCACACGGGGGAGAAGCCUUUUGAAUGCCCUGAAUGUGGGAAAUCUUUUGGCCGGAAGUCACAACUCAUUUUACACAGGAGAACCCACACAGGAGAGAGACCCUAUGAAUGUACAGAAUGUGGGAAAACCUUUUCUGAGAAGGCAACUCUCACCAUCCACCAGAGGACCCACACGGGGGAGAAACCCUACAAGUGUAGUGAAUGUGGGAAACCAUUUCGUGUCAAGAUAGCCCUCACCCAGCACCAGAGAACUCACACGGGGGAGAAACCCUAUGAAUGUGGGGAAUGUGGGAAAAAUUUCCGGGCAAAGAAAUCCCUAAAUCAACAUCAGAGCAUUCACACAGGGGAGAAACCUUAUGAAUGUGCAGAAUGUGGGAAGUUCUUCCGAAUGAAGAUGACUCUCAAUAAUCAUCAGAGGAUCCACACCGGUGAGAAACCCUAUCAGUGCAAUGAAUGUGGGAAAGCUUUCAGUGUGCACUCCUCUCUUGGGGUCCAUCAGAGAAUUCACACGGGAGAGAAGCCUUACCAAUGCAACAAAUGUGGUUACGCCUUCUACGUGAAAGCACGUCUCAUUGAGCAUCAGCGAAGACAUUCGGGAGAGAAACCCUAUGAAUGCACUGAGUGUGGGAAGAUCUUUAGCAUGAGGAAGUCCCUUCGGCAGCACCGGAGAACGCACACAGGAGAGAAACCGUAUGAAUGCAGUGAGUGUGGAAAUGCCUUCUACGUGA